GGCGGGGAGGCCGUGCCGGGGCCGUGCCGUACCGUGCCGGGGGGGAGCGGGUCCGGGGACGCGGGGCGGGCGGAGCUGGCGGGCGGGGGGAAGCCCCACUCGGCGCAGCCGGCGCGGCGGCUCCGGCAGGUGGCACUGGCCGCCUCCCCCCGCCGCCUCCCCCGCGCCCCCCCCGGCCCGGGCUCCGCCGCCGCGCUCAGUCCGCCAGCGCCGAUGCUGCUGAGCGGAGCGGCGGCCGGCUCGGAGCGCGGCGGCGGCGGGGCGGCAGGCGGGGCGGCGGCCGGCGGGGCUCCGCAGUGCGUGGGCACCAUGGCCCGCUGGCUCCGUGAGCACCUGGGCUUCCGCAGCGCCAAGCCCGCGCCCCCCGCGCCGCCCAAGCCCGACUACCGCGCCGGGCUGCCCCCGCAGCCGCCCCCGCCGCCGGGGGGCGCCGGCGAGCCGCUGGCCGCCGCCCAGCCCGACAUCGUGGCGGCCUACCGGCUGCAGAAGGAGCGCGACUUCGAGGACCCCUACAGCGGCGCGCCGCCGCCCGCCGCCCCCGACGGACCCCGCUACGUCUCGCCCAAGCACCGGCUCAUCAAGGUGGAGACGGUCGAGAAGGUCCCCGCCAGCCCCCCGCCGCUGCUACUGACGCCCGCCGUCCCCAGCUCGCCUUCGGCCGGUCCCGAGCCGCCCGACGAGCCACCGCCGCCGGAGCUGCCUGUCCUGGAGGACUAUGCAGACCCCUUCGACGCGGCGCAGGUGGCUGGCAGCCAGGCAGGGCUGGAGAAGGUGGCUGAGAACGAUGGCUACAUGGAGCCCUAUGAAGCCCAGAAGAUGAUGGCUGAGAUCCGCCAGAAGGGGCUGCGGGAGGCCCCUGCCCGGCCGCUGCACCUCUAUGACACCCCCUACGAGCCUGUGCUGGCAGCGCUGGCGGACGGCGAGCGCCCGGCUGGGCCCCGGCCCCGCGAGUCCCGGCUGCCUGAGGACGACGAGCGGCCGCCCGAGGAGUAUGACCAGCCCUGGGAGUGGAAGAAGGAGAGGAUCUCCAAAGCCUUCGCUGUUGAAAUCAAGGUCAUUAAAGACCUGCCAUGGCCCCCGCCGGUGGGACAGCUGGACAGCAGUGAAAGCCCCCUGGAGGGUGAGGGCGGUGCCUCCGUGCCUCUGCAGCACGGCCAGCCCAGCUUCGAGGACACCAACGGUCCAUCGGAGGCGCUGGGCUACGGCCGCACCUCGCCCUGCAGGGAGGACAAGGCCAGAGCUGCCCUCAGGCACGGCUCCAGCAGCCUGAAGAGCAGCAAGACGCUGACCCCCGAGCCCGGACCCUUUGUUGGGGAGAGAAUUGACCCUGCCCUGCCCCUGGAGAGCCAGUGCUGGUACCACGGAGCCAUCAGCCGGACGGACGCCGAGACGCUGCUGCGGCUGUGCAAGGAGGCCAGCUACCUGGUGCGCAACAGCGAGACCAGCAAGAACGACUUCUCCCUCUCCCUCAAGAGCAGCCAGGGCUUCAUGCACAUGAAGCUGUCACGGACGCAGGAGAACAAGUACGUGCUGGGGCAGCACAGCCCUCCCUUCGACAGCGUGCCCGAGAUCAUCCACCACUACGCCAGCCGCAAGCUGCCCAUCAAGGGGGCCGAGCACAUGUCCCUGCUCUACCCGGUGGCCAUCCGUACCUUAUAGUACUGGCCCC
Dryobates pubescens (Downy woodpecker) is the source of this 1669-nucleotide messenger RNA. Its product is annotated as SH2 domain-containing adapter protein F-like. The coding region runs from base 214 to 1659 and encodes 481 amino acids. Lineage: Eukaryota; Metazoa; Chordata; Aves; Piciformes; Picidae. The transcript has 7 exons. Gene Ontology annotation, molecular function: phosphotyrosine residue binding. The record is from RefSeq and is a predicted model, not a curated record.